Molecule: messenger RNA, 3559 nt
Organism: Periophthalmus magnuspinnatus
Lineage: Eukaryota; Metazoa; Chordata; Actinopteri; Gobiiformes; Gobiidae
Gene: pitpnc1b
Product: phosphatidylinositol transfer protein cytoplasmic 1b
Exons: 10
Coding region: 435-1346 (303 amino acids)
Biological process (GO): phospholipid transport
Cellular component (GO): cytoplasm
Molecular function (GO): phosphatidylinositol binding; phosphatidylinositol transfer activity
Source: RefSeq, a predicted model, not a curated record
GCAACAAGCGAGAAGAGAGGGAGGAGCGCCGGGGUUCCACAUGAGAAAACUGCACAGCUAUAAAGCGCAAAUACGAGCGCAGGGGCAGGGAGCAGGUAGAGGUAGUCGUUGGAGGAGGAGGAUAUUUCAAACGCACCUUUUGAGAGGCAAAACAGAAAGUAAACAGCCCCGAGAGAAAAGACAGAAAGCAGUUACGACGGUUUACGAGAAAUGCGGCAGAUUAAAUGAGGAACAGAAAGUGGAAACAAGUUCGGAAACAAGAGGACAGUUAAGAGAAGGCGUGUGUGUGUUGUGUGUAUGUGUGGACUGACACAAGCAAAACAAAAGAAAAAGGAGGUCACAAGUCUAGCCUGUCUAAACCUGUCCAUGCUGUGCAACUAAAGCAGCGCUAGAGAGAGACGCAGAGGCAGAGCAGGCCACUUCACCGCAGCACCAUGUUGAUGAAAGAGUACAGAAUAUGCAUGCCUCUCACAGUGGAGGAGUACCAGAUCGGGCAGCUCUACAUGAUCAGUAAGCACAGCUGUGAGCAGAGCGGAGGAGGGGAGGGGGUGGAGGUGAUGAAGAAUGAGCCUGAGGUGCACCCGGAGUACGGCCGCGGUCAGCUGACAGAGAAGAGGAUCUACCUCAACAGUAAACUGCCUGGAUGGGCCAAAUCCUUUGUGCCGCGCUUCUUCUAUGUGACAGAGAAGGCCUGGAACUUCUACCCCUACACCAUCACAGAGUACUCAGUAUCAUUCCUGCCCAAGUUCAGCAUCCGCAUUGAGACCCGAUUUGAGAACAACAAAGGCGAUAACCACAAUGUGUUCGGGGACAAGCCCACCCCAUCAGAGAACGUCACUUUCCUGGACAUCCUGAGUGACCCCAUCCCCGAAAAGCACUACAAGGAAGAAGAGGACCUGAGUCUGUGGCAGUCGAGUAAAACGGGCCGUGGUCCUUUGGAGGAGGGCUGGAGGCACGAGCACCAGCCCAUCAUGUGCUCCUACAAACGGAUCCAGUGCAGUUUCGAGGUCUACGGGUUCCAGACCAGGACCGAAGAGUUCAUCCACAGAAAUAUUAAGGACAUUCUCUUGGUCGGCCAUAGACAAGCAGUGGCCUGGAUCGACGAAUGGCACGGACUGAGUUUGGAGCAGGUGAGGGAGUACGAGUGCAUCAUGCAAGAGAAGACCAACAGCAAAGUCAAAUGUAACGCAGGCCCUCCGCCCGCCUCUCGUCCCACGUUCUCUCGCUCCAUCUCUGUGACGGACGAGCGUUCUCUGAAGAAGAUGGGGGUGCCGACCGGAGCCGUGCCUGACCCCGCCCCCUCCGCGCUGCACGGCCACGCUCGCCUCCACUCCACACCUGAAUGAGUCUCCUGCCCAAGGACACCUAAAUAUAAGACACUGGACACAAGAGCAAUGCAAAUGGAGGGGUGGACGGUCAGAUGUGUGACAAACUGGAACAUUGUUUUUCUAUGCUAAAAAAAAGGUCAAAGGUCACUUACUUUUGCUCAUACACUCCGCACUCUGAGCUGAAAGUGCGUAUUUAACACAAUACUUUUACUAAGAGCGUGGGUCUGGAACUGUUUUCUGUCUCACCAGUUUCACAUUGACGUAAUCGACAAUCAGAAAAAUGCAUGAUUUGUUUGUGUAAAAAAACAAACAUGGCGGCAGCAAACAAAAACGAUGAGAUGAUUUCAGCAGAAUGAACGAGCGAAGCACUAAACUCAUAUGUAUCUGAGGUUAAAGGUGGUAUUUAUUUUGUUUUAAAUGAGAAUUUUAAAGCUACCAUCUGCAAGUUUAUUUGAUUUUUUUUUUCACCAGUAGAUCGUACCUGGCCCCUACCCCUCACACCUCACCUGGUCCCUUCCCCUCCCCCGCCCCCCUUCCCUCACCUGGCUACUCCCCCCUUCCCUCACCUGGCUCCUCCCCCCUUCCCUCACCUAGCCCUUUUCCCUUACCUGGCCGCUCCCCCCUCCCCCUCAAAUGGCUGGUCCCCCCUCACCUGGACCCUCCCUCUCACCUGGACCCUCCCUCUCACCUGGACCCUCCCUCUCACCUGGACCCUCCGCACUACCCCUCAACUGGCUCCUCCCCCCUUCCCUCACCUAGGCCCUUUUCCUUACCUGACCCCCCCCCUCACCUGGACCCUCCGAACUCCCUCUCACCUGGCCGCUACCCCUUACCUAGACCCUCCCUCUCACGUGGAUCCUCCGCGCUGCCCCUCAACUCGCCCCUCCUCCCUUCCCUCACCUAGCCCCUUUCCCUUACCUGGCCGCUCCCCCCUCACUCGGACCCUCCGACCUCUCUCUCACCUGGCCGCUCCCCCCCUCCCCUUCCCCUGGCCCCUCCCCCUCCCCUGGCCCCUCCCCCUCACCUGUCCUUCAUUAAGCCUCACCUGUGCCCUCUGCUCUUCUUCUAUCAGACCAAAGCUGGCACACUCUCAGACAGAAGUAACGUAGAUCUAGUGGUGACAUCUGAGAACAGCGGCCAAUCCCAUUCCAGACGGUAGCUUUAAAAGGAGACGUCUUCCACAUUUACUACAGAUUAGCGGCUGUGAUCGGACCACGUUUGACGGGCUGUACAUGGUCUGGUUCCACAGGACUAAAGGAGAAACAGUAUGAUUGGUAUAAACAUGUACGAACGCAGAGAAGUAUCCGGUUGUUGCUCAGCUAACGGGAAUCCUAAUAAUAAACUAAACUCGACUCCAAUGCCAAUGCAGCCAGGUGUUCAAUGGUCUCUAAUGAGGACAGAGGCUGCUUAUGUCACAGGCCUCUUCAAAAGUAUUGGCCACUAGAGGCAGCAAACACAGCUUCAGCCAUUUUUGGACCACAAAUCUGCAAAUGAACAUAGUUUGUCUACUGCUCCUAGUCAUUCUGACCAUUUUAGCACAAAGCUAAAAACGCCAUGUAGUCGUAACGCUGAUUUAGUGUUUAGUUCCACUUUAAUUUGCCAACGAAAUGAUAUGUGCCACAUGGUCCGCCUGUAUAUGAACUGAGACUAAUUAUUUUUAUGUAAACCAUCUAACCGAACUGUAACACAUGUUAAGCUGUCGCCUUUAAAGACCCUCCCAGCGUCCUCAGUAUUCACCCGUGUUGAACUCACUUUGGUGUCAGUGCCGAGGUGACCACCAGCGGUGUUUUCCCCGGCUCCCGAGCGAGCGGCAUCCAGCCCCCUACGGACAGAUGCAUAAGGGGUUUAAUAGAGUGGAUCUAAUGAGGGUGAAGGGAGGGGAGGGAGGGAGGGGAGAUGAGGAGGGGAUGGGGGGGGGGGGGGCGCUGUCGAUGCCAUAGAUCCGCAGACCCUCUCCACUUCAGGUCAAAAUCAGAUGUAUUGACAAAUCCCACUGAGGCGUUGUAUUGGCUGCAUGAUCGCCGAGCUUAGAGCCGCAAAUGGGUCCGCCCCAGGAUAAACUUCAAUUAUUAUUCAAUGACACGACAGUUAUCAGCCAAAUACAUGUAAAUGCCACAUUUGCCAUAGCAAUGUAAAUACAAGAACAAAUCAAAUAUGGUGGAAGUUGUUUGUUUUUUUUUAAUUCUGUACAGUCUUUUUUUUUUAAAUUGCACGAAUAAAUCUGUUUUCAA